AUGAGGUAGAUAUAUAGAACCUGACUGACGAGCAGGAACUGUGUGUUUGAGAUUGCUCCGGCUAUGCUAAAACACUUACAUCUCUGAAACUACCUGUGACAUGCAUCCUAACACCAAAUAAACGUCGAAAGGGAGACGCACGGAGAAGUUACGGGAUUCAUCUGCAGUGAUUUUACACUGGAAUUUACAAUUAUCACUGAGGUCUUGCGUUUUGUCUGCAAACUUGUCCUGGAGUUGGUCCGUCUGGGGGCAACACCACCAAGAACCCCCCCCACUAGUAAAGGUUAUUUUAUUUUUGCAAACCUACCAAAGAGAAAGGGGGAAACACGAUGAACAGGAAAACGCGACGCUGGAUUUUCCAUAUUUUUCUUUGUCUUGGGAUUGUGUAUCUCAAAAUAGGGGGUUUCUCUUCAGUGGUGGCUUUGGGAGCAAGUAUCAUUUGUAACAAGAUUCCAGGUUUGGCACCGAGACAGAGGACUAUCUGUCAGAGCAGACCUGACGCCAUCAUAGUGAUCGGAGAAGGAGCACAAAUGGGCAUCAACGAAUGUCAAUUCCAGUUCAAAAACGGCCGCUGGAACUGCUCGGCGCUAGGAGAGCGAACUGUCUUUGGCAAAGAGUUGAAAGUGGGCAGUAAAGAGGCCGCCUUCACCUACGCCAUCAUCGCCGCUGGCAUCGCCCACGCCAUCACCGCGGCCUGCACCCAGGGCAACCUGAGCGACUGCGGCUGUGACAAAGAGAAGCAGGGCUUCUACAACCAGGAGGAGGGCUGGAAGUGGGGUGGUUGCUCUGCCGACAUCCGCUACGGCCUGGGGUUCUCCAAGGUGUUUGUGGACGCCAGGGAGAUUAAACAGAACGCCAGAACACUCAUGAACCUGCAUAACAACGAAGCGGGACGCAAGAUCCUUGAAAAAAACAUGCGAUUGGAAUGCAAGUGUCACGGAGUUUCUGGGUCCUGCACGACGAAAACGUGCUGGACAACACUUCCCAAGUUCCGCGAGCUGGGAUACAUCCUCAAGGAAAAAUACAACCAAGCAGUCCAUGUGGAGCCAGUGAGAGCCAGCAGGAACAAGCGGCCCACUUUCCUGAAAAUAAAAAAGCCACUCUCCUACCGCAAGCCCAUGGAUACAGACUUGGUUUACAUUGAUAAAUCACCAAACUACUGUGAGGAGGACCCUGUGACAGGCAGUGUGGGAACUCAAGGCCGAAUAUGUAACAAAACAGCACUGCAGGCCAAUGCCUGCGAUCUGAUGUGCUGUGGACGAGGCUAUAACACACACCAGUACUCAAGAGUGUGGCAGUGCAACUGUAAGUUCCUGUGGUGCUGCUAUGUCAAAUGCAACACUUGCAGUGAAAGAACAGAGGUGUACACCUGUAAAUGAACUAUUUAUAUGACACACACACACAUCGCUAUAUGUGUGCACACGAGAAUUAUUUUUCUCGGGAAAAAAAAAAGAAAUUACACUUCAUUUGCACAUGAUUCCUACCAGCGGCUAAGUGUUCCUUUCGAUCCGGAUGGAAAAGCAACUGGGAAUGCCUGCAGUACUGCCCGGUCUGUGCAGGGCUGUAUAAAGAAAAAUGACACUGAGAAACACAAAAGGAAAAAGAGCCGUGACCCUGAAGACAGAAUAUAUUCUCCCCCUUAUUCAGAACAACAAGGGCUUCUAACAUCAACCAGGAGAAGGGCAAUGUUCUCCUGCUAGAAUUUAAAAAGACCUGUUGGUAGAGGUUUGCCUAGUGGGAGACAAACCUUUGAAGGGAACAGACAGACAGGGUCAGCAUUGUCCUUUGCAUGCUUUCAGUGUGGAUUAUGCAGAUGGAGGUUUCUGCAAUCGUGAAAGUCUUCUAUUCUGUUCAGCGGUUUGGAUCACCACUGGAUUGCCUGCUAUAAGUUCUCUUCUCCCACACACCGGAUCAUUGUUCUGAAACCUGUGUACCACUAUUCAUUACCUAGAUUUGGAGGAAUUGUGCUGAGGACUUUGGGGACAUUUUGCCAUAAUAUAAAAUGAAACAGUAAUUGCAAUAUUUAACAGUUUAUUUAGAUUAAAAAAAACUAAUAUUAAUUUAUUUAAUAAACUACUGAUUUUGUAUGGGACUGUUCUACAUGGAAAGUAAAUAAUAGGAUUUCCUUGUGGAGGAUUUGCUAUUUUUGUUUGUAGAUGCAGAAAAAAACACAAGCAAGAAACACUGGAGCUGUAAAUAACAGGACUUCUUAUGAUACCACUGAUAUACUUUGCGGAGAAGCAUAUUGUAUUGUUUCCUGCAAAGCCAAGCUGAAAAUAGAUUUUUUUUUGUGAUAUUUUUGUUUCCCUGCUGUUUGCUGCUAGUUGUCUGGAAAAUCAAACUGCCUCUUAUUUCUGUUUUAUAAGCCACUAUACUGACUUUGGUAAUUGAUAGAAGUUACCCAUUGUCUAGUUUUUCAAGUAAAACUAUAAACAAAGUUGAUACUCCAGACAAAUUUCCUUCAUGUGGAAAAAAUUAACCAUGGUCAAGAGAAUAUAUUUUGUAAGAGACUAUUUUUAUAUGAAUAUUUUAUUUAUACUAUUUCUGCUUGUAUAACUCCAUAUCCCUUUACUUUUCCCCCUGCAAAUGGACAUAAAAGCUAUAAUUGUCAGCUGUGUUUUUUUUAACAAAAUAAUAUAGCUGAUUCCUUUAUUAUAUCAGAAAAAGGGACUCUUCAGUUAAAUGUAACAGAUUUUGUCAGAAUGCACAACAAAUGUUCCUCACGUUAGCUGCUUCUGAAUGUGCCUGCAAACUGGCUUGCUUACUGCAUUUCAGACAAAAACAGGGUAUGUAACAGUUUGGUUAUAUGGCUUCAAUUCCUGAUUGGUAUUAACUGGUUAUUCAUUUAUCCCAUUCAGAGAAAGAAAGAAAAAAAAUCUGGAACAGCUACCUGGUCUCACCACUCAUUAAACUGUGCUGUUAUGACUGGCAAA
Molecule: messenger RNA, 2933 nt
Organism: Lepisosteus oculatus (spotted gar)
Lineage: Eukaryota; Metazoa; Chordata; Actinopteri; Semionotiformes; Lepisosteidae
Gene: wnt7aa
Product: wingless-type MMTV integration site family, member 7Aa
Biological process (GO): positive regulation of JNK cascade; cell fate commitment; multicellular organism development
Cellular component (GO): extracellular region
Molecular function (GO): cytokine activity; frizzled binding
Source: RefSeq, a predicted model, not a curated record